Messenger RNA from Meriones unguiculatus (Mongolian gerbil), 7576 nucleotides. It is a transcript of the gene Cd48, whose product is annotated as CD48 molecule. Lineage: Eukaryota; Metazoa; Chordata; Mammalia; Rodentia; Muridae. The transcript is spliced from 5 exons. The record is from RefSeq and is a predicted model, not a curated record. The coding region runs from base 164 to 886 and encodes 240 amino acids.
UCUCCCAUGCUGGAGGAUGGGCAGAGAAAAUGGCAGGCAGAGUGCAAAGAGACAUAAGGAAAAAGGCUGGAAGCCGGCCAGAACUGAUUUCUACAGGGCACAGGAAAGGUGCAGUGUCUUCGCUUAAAGUUGUCUCCAGUGUUCCAGGGAGCUCCAAAGUAAUAUGCACUUCAGAAAACAGGAAUGCUGUCUGGUCCUGGAGCUGCUGCUGCUGCCUCUGGUAACUGGAUUCUCAGGUAAUUCAGAACAAAACAUAAAUGCAGCAACUGGCAGCAACAUAACCCUGAAUGUCCUCAAGAAACAGCUUGGACCCUACAAGCGUCUCACCUGGCUUCACACUACAAAACAGAAGAUUUUAGAGUACAACUAUGGUGGUACAAAGACUAUCUUCAAUUCUAGAUUUAAGCACAGGGUCAAACUUGACAAUACAAGUGGUGCACUUAGUAUCUAUAACCUCCGGAAAGAGGACAGAGGCACCUACUACUUGAGACUGUUGAAUGAAAAUGAGAGAGAGUGGGUGAUAACCCUAAAAGUAUUUGAUCCUGUGUUCAAGCCUUCCAUAAAGAUCAAUAGGUCUGAGGAUUUGACUGGCUACUGUUAUCUGAGGCUAUCAUGUGAAGUACAGGAGCAGCCUGAUACCUACACUUGGUAUGGGGACUCAGGGCCUCUUCCCCAAAUGGAGCCAGGAGAUGUGCUCGAAAUCACCAUCACCCCACAGAACAAGUCUGCGUUCUACACCUGCCAAGUCAGCAAUCCUAUCAGCAGCAAGAAUGACACAGUGUAUUUCACACCACCUUGUUCUCUGGCCAAAUCCUCUGGGCUACAUUGGAUUGCGACUUGGCACGUGGCCAUGGCACCCAUCACCCUUGCCAUCCUGCUAACCUGAAAUGAACUCUUCCCAUUCAAGAAAGAAACUUCAAAGCCACAGGAUCUUACCUUCAUCACCAGCGGUGCUCCUGACCAGGAAAGCAGCUCUGGCUUUAUGGGACAAAGGAAAGUGUGUCACUGAACAUCUGCAAGGGUUUGCAAGUAUGCUCUAUGGAACAAGCCCAGGGCCUUGCGCAUGCUACGAAACUGUUCCACCACUGACCUGUGUGUCCAGCCCUAUGCAAAAGUUUCAAGUUAAUCUUUUAAAAACUGUGGUUAACAUCUAACUUAUAUAACCAUUUCCCACCAUACAUUAAAAACAAAUGAAUUCUUUUCACCUAAAUUUGACAUUAUGCUAAUAUUUUACACAGAUUCUUUUUCUCAUACAAUAUAUCUUAAUUACAGUUUCCCCUUCCUCCACACUUUCCAGUUCAUCACUACCUCUCCUCCCAUCCAGGUCCUUUCCCUUUCUGUCUUUCAUUAGAAAAGAACUUCUAACAGGUAACAACAAAAUAAAAUAUUAUUUUAAAGCUGAAACAAAAACCAUCACUUCAAAGUUGAAAAGGCAAACCAAUAGAAAUAAGAGAUCCCCAAGAGAAGGCAGAUGAAUUAGAGACCCACUCAUUAACAUGUUCAGGGGUCCACUAAAAUGCUAAACUAAAGCUAUAAUAUAUCUACAGAGGACCUGGUACAGGCCUGUGCAGGGCCUAUGCUUGCUGUUUUGGUCUUUGCUCAGUUGAUUUAGAGACUUGUUCUCCUGUAUCCUCCAUCCCCUUUGGCUCUUACACUCUUUCCACCCCCCACUUUCACAGAAUACUCUGAGCCCUAAGGGGAGGAAUUUGAUGAAGACAUCCCAUGUAGAUUUGUAUGUUCCAAGGUCUGUGUGUGUGUGUAACAUUUGUCUGUGGAUCUCUGUAUUUCCAUCUGCUCCAGAAAGAUGAUAGCUGAAUGAGAUACUGGUUUAUGAGUAUAGAAGAUAUCAUUAAGCGUCAUUUUAUUGUUACGUUUUUUUCUUUUUUUAAGAUCAGAAGUAUUUGCUUUUACUGUAGGUCUCCAGGCUAUCUAGUCUCUGGUUCUUGCUCACCCAAGGAAAUGUUGGGUAUGGGUUGCAUCUCAUGGAAUAAGCUUAAAUCAAAUUAGGCAUUGGCUACUUACUCCCACAAGCUUUGUCCCACCAUUGCCCUAGCAUAUUUUUCAGGCAGGGCAGACUGUAGAUCAAAGCUUUUGUGGCUGAGUCGUAUUUUGUGUUUCUCUUUUGGUAGCUCGUAGAGUAUCUUCCUGUAACAAAGACCAUAGAACAGUAGUUCUUUAACUGUGGGUCACAACCCAGUUGGGGGUUAAACAACCAUUUCACAGGGGUCACCUAAGACCAUUGGGAAACACAGAUAUUUACAUUAUGUGUCCCAUAAGUUUAGGUAUGCUGUGUAUUCACUUUCAUUCAGUUCUAGAAAGGCCAUAAUUUCUUCCUUGGUCUAUUUUUCAUUCAGUAGAGAGUUGUUCAGUUUCCACAAGUUUGUAAGCUUUCUGUUGUUGAUGAUAUCCAGCUUUAAUUCAUGAUGGUCAAAUAGGAUGCAACGAGUUAUUUCAAUUUUCUUGUAUCUUUUUAGAUUUGCUUUGUGUCUAAGUAUGUGGUCAAUUUUGGAGAAAGUUCCAUGAGGCACAGAGAAGAAGGUAUAUUCUUUUGUGUUUGGUUGAAAUGUUCUGUAAAUAUCUGUUAGGACCAUUUGGUUUAUAAUGUCUGUUAAACUCCAGCAUUUCUCUAUUGAGUCUUUCUCUGGAUGAUCUCUUUAUUGAUUAGCAUGAGCAUUGAAGUCUCCUAAUCUCAGUAUGUGAAGGUCAAUAUGUGAGUUACUCUGUAGCAGUGUUUCUUUUACAAACACGGGUGUCCUUGUGUUUAGGGCAUAGAUGUUAAAAAUUGAAAUGUCCCCUUGGUGGAAUUUUCUUUUGAUGAGUAUGUAGUAUCAUCCCCUAUCUCUUCGGAUUAGUUUUGGCUUGAAGUCCAUUUUGUUAUAUAUCAAAAUGGCUAUACCAACUUGCUUCUUAGGUGUAUUUUCCAGGAGUAUCUUUUUCUAAUUAUUCACCCUGAGGUAAUGUCUAUCCUUGAUGCUGAGGUGUGUUUCUUCGAUGUAGCGGGAGGGUAGAUUUUUUUUAAACCUAUUCUGUUAGUCUGUGUCUUUUUUUUGGGGGGGGGAAUUGAGACCAUUGAUAUUGAGAGACAUUAAUGAGCAGUGUUUGUGAUCCCUAUUAUUUUGUUGUUGGUGGUAGUGGCUGUUUGUGUGUGUGUGCAUGGGUGUUUGUGUUUCCCUUCUUUUGAUUUUGCUUGUCUGAGAUUAUUUGUUCCCAUGGUUAGAAUUAACCUCCUUAUGUUAGAGUUUUCUUUCUACCACCUUCUGAAAAGCUUGGUUUUUGGACGAAUAUUCUUGAAAUUUGGCUUUAUCAUUUAUAGUAAUUGAAAGUUUUGCUGAGUAUAGUAGUCAGAGAUGGCAUCUGUGGUCUUGUAGAGUCUGCAGCACAUCUGUUCAACCCCUUGUGAAUUUUAGAAUCUCUACUGGAAUUCAGCCAUAAUUCUAAUAGUUCUGCCAUUACACCAUUCCUUGGUCUUUUUCCUUUGCUCCUUUUAAUAUUUUCUUUUUGUUCUAUAUGUUCAGUGUUUUGAUUAUUAUAUGUGACAGUGGACUUUCUAAUCUAUUUGGUGGUCUGUAUAAUUCUUGUGCUUUGGUGAGCACCUCCUUCUUUAGAUUAGGAAAUUUUGAUUUUGUUGAAAAUAUUUUCUGGGACUUUGAGCUUAGUUUUUUCUCCUACCUCUAUUUUUUUUUAAAUUUAGUAUUUUCAUAGUGUCCCAGAUUUUUUGAAUAUUUUGUGUCAGGAGUUUUUUUUAGAUUUAACAUUUUCUUUGGCUGAUGUAUACUGAUAUAUCAGUUAUAUCUUUCUUAUAUAUCAUACAUAUGUCUAUAUCUUAAAUAGAUAUCUAUAUUUCUUACAUAGAGAUCUAUUUAUAUAAGAUUUCUAUAAUCUAUCUAUAUAUAUAUUAUAUAGAGUCAUAUAUUUUCUGUCAUAUUUCAAUACCUGAGAUUCUCUCUUCCAUCUCUUGUAUUCUGUUGGGUAAGCUUGCCUCUGUAGUUCCUGUUUAAAUUUCUAAAUUAUUUAUUUCCAUAAUUACUCAAUUUGGAUUUUCUUGAUUGAUUCUAUUUCCAUUUUCAAGUCUUGAAUAGUUUUAUUCAUUUCUUUCCACUGUUUGUAUUUUCCUUGAUUUCUUUAAGAAAUUUAUUCAUUUCCUCUUUAAAGACAUCUAUCAUCUUUGUACAGGCUGUUUUAAGGUCUUUUCCUUUCUUGUGCCUUAGUUAUGCUGGACUAUUCAGGACCUGCUGUGGUAAGGUUUCUGGGCUCUAGUGGAGACAUAUUGUCCUGGAUAUUAUUUAUUGUGUUUUUAUGCUGGUAUUUAGGGCACCUGGGAUUGGGUUAAUUAUAGAUCUGGGUGCUGAUUUCUGUUUUUUCUUUGUUUGGUGGGUGAGUUUCCUUUGUGGAUUUUAGAAGAAUGUAAUGGCUGUGAGUUGUCUGAUAGGAAAAUCUCUGUGGACCUGAAACGUGUGGCCUUUUGGGAUGCGAAGUAAAAUGUGUUUUUGGGUAUUGGGAGCUGACACUUAGGAAAGGGAUAGGCUAGGAGGUUUUGCAGGAGAAAGGAGAGCAGAAUGUCCUGGAAUGGGAGUAGAGGUCACCCAAAAGGUCUUCUAUAGUGCUCUGGAUGAGACUGGGGGAUUGGAUCUGGAGGAAGAGAAAGAGAGGGGAAGAUCUACAGGCAGCCUACCUGCUUCCCUGGCAGGAGUGGCCUUUGGUGUUGGCAGAGUGCCUGCUGGAAUUGGGGUUUUAGACAGAGCAGUAAGUGGGAGAAAGGAGGUUAGGAGUGGAAAGUCUGUAGAGUCCACAGAAUAUGUGAAUGGGGCGGGGAGGUUGACAAAGGAGGAAAGCUGCAACAGGUGCUCCUUUGCACAGCUAGGGAAGAUUAGAUUUGGAGGAGAGGAGGGAGUGGUGAAGGUCUUCAGUUAGCUUACCUGUUUCCCUGGUCUGCUCGGCUAUUACGUUCGCAAAGAGUGUGUGUUGGUGUUGGAUGCUGGGAUACAGGAUGGGUUGAACGAAGAAAGUUUGAAGGAGAAGAUCUUUGUGAUCCAUUAGGAAUGGGGUCAGAGAGGAAAGGGAGACUGCAGCAGGUGUUCUGCUACAGAGCUGGGAAUGAAAUUCUGGUUUGUUUUUUUUUUUUGUGUGUGUGUGUGUGUGUUUAAGGAUAAUUUAUUUUUUAUUUUGUGUGAGGGGUGAAUGAAGUCCUGGUAUAUGCUAGGCAGACACUCCUACAAUCUUUUUUUUUUUUUUUAAUCUGUUUAAAUAUCAUCCACAAAGCAGAAUUCUGCAGUUGUUCUAAAUCUUUCAUAAGCUUUGGCCCCAUCAACCUGAACAAACAGGAAACACAAGAUGCAGAAUCUGAGCCUUUGGUGCCUAUGUGUACACACAUCUGAAAAGGUCAGUUGUGCUGCUGUUAUACCCAUGCCAAGUCAGAGAUUCCAGCUCUUCCAAGCUCCCUCUCUCCUACCAAGUCAUAGCAGUGGUUUGAACAGAGACUCUUUAGGUCUCCUGUGAAGAAAAGAAGGUCUUGUUUCCUGUGAGCUGAACAUCCAGCUCUAUAUCACAAGGCUUUGCCUCCAAGCCUUUCAUGAGGACCUGCAUGCUCAACGCCCUUCUCUUCAUUGUCUCUGUGUCAUUAGAUACAGUGAAACCAUCAAACUGACCCACUAUACUCAGCACAGUCUUCCAUAAGAAGCAGACAGAUUACAGACUCAUCCUUUCGUAACCCCCAGGUGUUGCAGUAAUUAUUAAUAUUUGCUAUAUUGAUUCAUGUGGUUAGUAAGCUAACAGUAUUUUAAAAGACCUGGUUACCUGUUAGAUUUUUUUAACAACCUUAAACCACUGGGGAUGGGCAGAAAUAAACCCCCUAGACUACCUUGUUAUCUCCCAACUCAACCCCUCCCCCAUGUAAUUUACUUUAAUCAUUUUGGCCUGGGCUACUUCCUGCCCAAAAUUCUGAUAAAUACUUGCACUUGUUUUCCAUUUGGGCUGCUUCUCUCCAUCUUCCCGAUCCUCAGAGUAAACUCUUGGCCCCGUGGUUCUUUUUUUUUUUUUUUUUUUUUUUUUAAGUGGAAGGAGAAUUUAUUCAACGUGGUCGCAUUAGGAAGAAGAACAGAGGGUCCAGGGCCCCACCCUGCUUCUCGAUCCAUCCUUGGGGUACUGACCUCAGGGUUAGGUUUAAAUAAAAGCCUGAGGGAUGCAUCGUAAGCAGUCCUGGUCAGGCGGUGGUCCUGCGCGACAUCCGGGUCUCAUCUCCAGGCUCUCCUGUAAGAUGUCCUGACAAGUUGACAGAACAGUGAGAGACAGCGUCUUAAAUGAUCAAAAGCCUAACAAAGCCACAAGAAAACAUAAAGGCUUAAAAAUAAUUUUGCCACCUUCAUUUAUUGUGUGUGUCCGGGGUAGGUGCCGUGGUGAGCCUGUGCAUCUCAGAGGACAACUUAAGGAAGUUGGUUUUCUUCUUCCACGUGGGCGCCAAGGAUCAAACACGGAGCCUUAGGCUUGGCGGCGAGUGCCUUAACCCACUGAGCCAAAUUGUCAGUCCAAUAUAGCACUGAUGGCUGGCUGGCUAGCUGGCUGGCUGGCUGGCUGGAUGGAUGGAUGGAUUGACUGAUUGAUUGUCUUUUUGAGACAAGCUUUCUAUUAUGUAGCUCUGGCUGUUCUGAAACUCACCAUGUAGACCAGGCUGGCCUUAAACUCACAGGUACCUGCCUGCCUUUGUGUCCCAAGUCUUGGGAUUACAAGCGUGGGCCACCCGUGGUUCUUUUUUACACUAACCUGUAGCGACUCCUUUUCUCUCUUCUCCUUUCUUCUCUCUCCCACGAUUCUUCUCUCCUCUAAGUGCACAAAACUUAAUUCUGCCUAGCCAUUUUUUAUUAGCCAAUCAGAGAUAAUUUUGAAGGCAAAGUUACACAGCAGCGCUUGGUAUAUGUGAGCAUUUGCUCGUAGAACAGUAAAGAUGGGGGGGGCAAGCAAUUAAUUAAAUAUAAAGCUCCAGACCGUGCUAAAACACCCAUGAUUUUUUUUGUUCCCUCGUUAAAUACUUUCAUGGUCCUGGAACUCAGAGGUUACUAAAGGAUGCUGUUUUCCUGCAGGAAACUGUCCUACCAUGUUUUGCUUAUCUAGAUCAGUCUCCUCCACCUCUCCUUUUACCAGCUACAAAAUCAACCAACCAGCCAACCAACCAACCAAUCAGUAAAUCCAUUCUGAAAGGCUCUCUUAGAGGUCCAAGCAUUGCAAACAUGGCGAUGGCAAGUCUUGUCCUUCCCCCUUCCCUCACACUUGCUAAACUGUUAGAUAAUAUCCCUAAACCUAGCCCCCAAGGUCUAGUCCUUUAUUUACUCACUGAUUCAUUCCUAAAACCGAUCACCGAGAUCCAACUAUCAAAACAUCAAGGUCCAGGAAUCAAAAUUUAUUAUUUGGCUACACUGACUAACCUGUCCAAUCAGAACUUACCAACACACCCUAAUACAAACUUCCUCCUUUCCUCCUUAAAAACGACUCCUACGGAAACAACCCACUGCUGUCUUUGCCUGGUCCAGAGGCUGCCUCUGCCCCUAAACCCCUUUCAGGGUAAUAAAUAUCUUUGUACUGCCAA